AUGGAGGAGCGUGGUGGAGACGAUGACAACGCCGAAUACAAUCGCAAGCGGACUCUCGAUCGACGCCGCGAAACAUCGCGUUUUGCUGCGCGCGAUCGACGUGGCAAAGAGGCCGAUAUCUUUUCACAUCUCAAGAAAGUAGUACCACUGGCCAAUACAAGAAUGGUCGCACACGUGGAUCGGAUAGCUCUUCUACGUGUUGCAUCAACAUACUGCAAAUUACGAAAAAUCGCCGCAAAAAUGUUGAAGGGUGAAUCGUGUAAAGAUGAUUGGAAGUACUGGCAUGAAAAAACGAUCAUAGAAAGUUUGGAUGGUUUUGUUGCAAUUGUUGACAGCAAUGGUCUUAUACUCUACGUCUCUGAGAGUGUUUCAUUGUACCUCGGACUCAGCCAGACUUUUAUUGCUUAA
Molecule: messenger RNA, 408 nt
Organism: Gongylonema pulchrum
Lineage: Eukaryota; Metazoa; Nematoda; Chromadorea; Rhabditida; Gongylonematidae
Source: the annotation of a GenBank genome assembly